Messenger RNA from Symsagittifera roscoffensis, 438 nucleotides. RefSeq names its product ankyrin repeat domain-containing protein 13C-like. Lineage: Eukaryota; Metazoa; Xenacoelomorpha; Acoela; Convolutidae. The coding region runs from base 1 to 438 and encodes 145 amino acids. The transcript is spliced from 3 exons. The record is from RefSeq and is a predicted model, not a curated record. Gene Ontology annotation, cellular component: cytoplasm.
AUGCAAAAUAUAAGUGACAGAUUCACGUCGGCUGAGAAGAAUCUGCAACCCCCCAAAGAGGCGACUGGUUCUUUCGAACAGUACAUGGCCAGAAAGUGCUAUGUCGGACGAACUAUGAAGGUCAUAACAUGGGAGAAACAACUGAAAGGAUCUUUAGCUAUGACUGAUACCUUCCCAGUGUCAGCCGAGAGUCUCGUCAACUUCCUCAAAGUGGACUCGGAGGAAAUGCGCAAACUGCUCAAAGACAUGGCCGAAUAUUUCACUCGGGCAGUUCCGUUUCCGCCAGGGUUCCCAGUGUACCUGGAACUACCGGUGAUUCCGACAACCAAGUUUUACAUCAAGAUGGAUAAUUUCCUAUGGGGGCUGCCCAAAGAAGUCGAGGAAGAUCCGGACUUUUUCAAAAUACCCGAGGGCUGUGAACUUGUUGAAGAACUGUGA